Messenger RNA from Xenia sp. Carnegie-2017, 1870 nucleotides. RefSeq lists its product as uncharacterized. NCBI's taxonomy places the organism in Eukaryota, Metazoa, Cnidaria, Anthozoa, Malacalcyonacea, Xeniidae. The record is from RefSeq and is a predicted model, not a curated record. Bases 94 to 1569 code for a protein of 491 amino acids. Gene Ontology annotation, molecular function: protein binding. The transcript has 9 exons.
UUCCCGUCCGUCUACAUGUGAGCACGCGAAAGUUGACUUUCAAAUUUUUCGAAUCGUUUUAACUUUGAUGAAGAGAUUCUGAUUGCUCUAUGAAUGACUCAUCUUGUUAAUUUUGUUCGAACUGUCUACGUUUGCCUAAUUCUCUCGUGCUUGAACACGGAAGCUAAAGAAUCGCAAUUCAUUUACAAGAAUAGCGCCAGAACAGUUGGCAACGCUCUUGUUGUUUCUUGGAAACUAAAUCAGUUGGCAAUUAAACAACUUAAUGCAUCCUCCUUGAUCACGUCUGGUGUUUACUUUUGUCCACUAAAUAAGUUUCAAGAACAUCAAAAUUGCAAGGAAGACAAAAUACAACUUUGCAUUGUCACAAUCGAAGGGAAAAAAUUUACAUCUGAAAGUAUUUCAGAUAACGAGUUCGCAGAUUACAAAAGAAACAGUUCGCUGGACUAUCUUAACAAUUUUUUUGAAAAAGACCGCCAUGCAAGGAUAUCUGGUUCGUGGAAUGAGACGAGUGACGAGUACGAAUGCAUUCUGCAUGGUAUCGACGAAUGCUUUGUAUCGACAAGGACCGAAUGGGAUAAUAAGGAACAGAUAAUGAUAGCAGUUCAUACUGGUUCUUAUGCCAAGGAGUUAUUGUUUGAAGUGGAAAAUACAGUUGCACCUCCUUCGCUAAACCAGCCAAAGAACUUGACCUUUACUCAGACUGGUAGAACUGAAGGAAUACUGAGAUGGACAACUUGUCCUUACGACAAUCCAAACGGUUUUUGGAUUCUUUUCCACCAAGAUAGUGGAAAUGUACUAGAGUGCAGAGAAAAAAUGCUCAACUACGACGACAUGUACACAAGAAACUGGGAGAAAAAGUGCAACCUGACGACGUUGCGGGCUUACACGAACUAUACAAUAGAAGUCUAUUCUUUUAACGGCUUGAGUCACAGCAAGAACAGCUUAUCUGGGAAUUUACAAAUUACCACGAAUGAGCAAGCUCCAUCAUCGCCUCCCACAAUUGAGUGUGCAGUGUGCCAAGAGGAAUCCCUGGAAAAUGGCAACAGAUCUGUGACGGUCAAAUGGAAGCUUCCGCCAAAAGAGAAGUUGAACGGAGUAGUGCGAAAAGCGAAAAUAAAAUAUUGGAUGAAAAAGGAAAAGAGAGUGAUUUUGAAGUACUCUCACAAUGUAACAGAGGGGAAAAUCACAAAAAUUCAAGAGAACGCUGACUACUUCGUACAGGUUGCUAUUUGUACGGCGGGACAACUUUGUAGCAAUUACACUGAAGCCGCCAGCAUACCAAAAAACAGCAAUGAAGUAAUACAUGGAAGAGAAAAUUUGAAGAUCUUAUGGAUAAUUCUUCUGCCUGUAUUUAUCAUUUGCUUUACACUAAUUUGGAGAUUGAGAAAAAGACGUCUUUCCGAAGCAAACCCUCUUGAAGAUUUAACGCAACCGGACUUAUGUAACGAGAUCAAUAAAGCGCUGGAGGUUUCAGAAUACAAUGAGCUACCCCCAGAAGACAGAAAUGUUCAAGACAUGGAACUAAGGACAGACAUUUCUCCACCUAGUGCUGCAAGUACUCAAUGCUGAUGAGUCUGGCUGGUUUGUGUCAACAAAUAACUGGCCUUCUUUUAAAAUGAUUUACAAACAACAAGUAUUUAUGAUAAGACCAAUCAAGGUCCACACACACCAGACUUAAUAUAUCCUACUAACUGGAAAAUUUCACUUUUCAGUGUAAGGAAAACGUAAUAUUUUUUGCAUCGUUUACCUGAGAAUAUUCAUUUGUAGUCUAGAGAUGAGAACGCUUGUAAAAUAAAGACUUUUUGAAGACAAAGUUGAAGCGAUUGACGUAUGGAGAAAAAAGAAAAGAAAAAAAACAACCAUUGAUCAA